Molecule: messenger RNA, 770 nt
Organism: Dalotia coriaria
Lineage: Eukaryota; Metazoa; Arthropoda; Insecta; Coleoptera; Staphylinidae
Product: keratin-associated protein 19-2-like
Exons: 2
Coding region: 75-581 (168 amino acids)
Source: RefSeq, a predicted model, not a curated record
GCCGGCGGUGCGCCACAGUUCUUCAGUCGGUGCUUCGUCCCCAGGUGAAGAGACCAACAAAAACAAGUGCAAACAUGAAAUUCCUCAUUGUUGUUUUGGCUCUGUGCGCCGCUGUUUACGCUGGCGAUGAAAAGAAAACCGAGAAACGCGGUUUGUUAGGUCUUGGCUAUGGAUACGCAGGCGGUUAUGGGCAUGGAUUGGGCUACGGUGGUCACGGCCUCCUGGGGCACUCCGUGGCAGUAGCAGCUCCUGCACAUAGCGUUGCCUACAGUUCCAUUGAUCAUGGAUACUAUGGCGGACAUGGUCUCUACGGCGGACAUGGAUUAGGUUAUGGACACGGUUUGGGUUUGGGACAUGGUUUGGGUUACUCUCAUGGUCUUGGACAUAGCUACGUCGCCGCUCCUGUUAUCAAAACUGUCGCUCCAGUUGUUUCGAAGACUUAUGUAGCACCUAUUGCUUAUGGUGGACAUGGUUUCGGUCUUGGUUAUGGCGGAUAUGGCGGAUAUCAUGGCGGAUAUGGUGGUUAUGAUGGCAUUGGAUACUAUGGUGGUCAUGGUUUCCAUGGACAUGGAUGGCAUUGAGUUUAAACACAACGUGAAACAACAAAAGAACUACCGGAGGCAUAAUUAACGAAAAAUCUUGAUGAGGCAUUGAGUUGAGGUUAGGUUGAGAGAUAAAAUGUUGACGCACUGGCCUUUCAUAUGUAUAUAUUGAAAAAUUUGUAAUUAUAACAUUGAAAAGUGAUGAAAAUUAAACUUUUUGUACGAAAA